Chrysoperla carnea is the source of this 795-nucleotide messenger RNA. Its product is annotated as inactive lysozyme 1A-like. Gene Ontology annotation, molecular function: lysozyme activity. Bases 68 to 511 code for a protein of 147 amino acids. NCBI's taxonomy places the organism in Eukaryota, Metazoa, Arthropoda, Insecta, Neuroptera, Chrysopidae. The transcript has 3 exons. The record is from RefSeq and is a predicted model, not a curated record.
AUUUGCAUAUUCAGUAUUGUAAGUGCGUUUGAAAGAUAAACACUGUGUUAGUUAAUUAUUCUAAAACAUGAAGUUUUCAUUUUGCUUUAUAUUAUUAGCCAUAUUGUUAAGCAUCGAUAUAAGUUUGGCAAAAGUAUAUUCACGAUGUGGAUUUGCUAAAGAACUGCAUGGCCAUGGUAUGACACCAAGAGAAAUUGCAACUUGGACUUGUAUUGCUGAAUAUAUGACUGGCUUCAAUACAUCAGCACAACGUGGUCCAUUCGAUGAUGGUAGUAAAACUCAUGGACCGUUUUUGAUCAGUGAUCGAUGGUGGUGUAAACAAGGUUCGAAAAAAAGCGACAAUUAUUGCCAAUCAAAAUGCAAAGCUUUGCGUUCAAGGCGAUUAACAGCAACUGUAAAUUGUGCCAGAAAAAUUGCCACACAAAAUCGAGGUUAUGGAGCAUGGGAUGUUUGGACAAAUAAUUGUGAUGGAAAAUUACCAAAUUUAGACAGUUGUUUCCCUAAAGUUUAAAGGAAAACAAAAUUAUUAAAUUGUCAUCCACAUUACAUGAGGAUCUGUACUUUGCAGUCAGUCCUUCGAUUUUUGAAAUUUUUUAAAAGGAUCAAAUAAUAAUUUUAAAGUACAUUUAUUCGAAAUGAAAUUCGUUUUUCCUUUUAGUGAUUUCUGUCACUUUUUUUAUACGUAUCGUAAUUCAAUGGAAUGGUGUCUUUAUUUAUUAAUAUAGUCUUCUAAAUUAUUGUUUCAACUACAGACUUUGGACUGAUAAGACUUUGGACUUCCUAAGACAAAAAUAG